Zeugodacus cucurbitae (melon fly) is the source of this 2736-nucleotide messenger RNA. Its product is annotated as putative nuclease HARBI1. The record is from RefSeq and is a predicted model, not a curated record. NCBI's taxonomy places the organism in Eukaryota, Metazoa, Arthropoda, Insecta, Diptera, Tephritidae. Bases 805 to 1743 code for a protein of 312 amino acids. The transcript is spliced from 3 exons.
UUUAUGAUCUCUUAGUUAUUUGUAAUAUGAAAUGUACCUAAAUUUGAUUUUUUAUUGAAUAAAAAAACCUACAUUUAUAUAAUCCUUAAGAACAUAUAUUAAUGCUUGGCAUGUAUCUUCAAUAGCUUGGCUAAUUGACUGCCGCGACAUAAUGGCCGUAAACCUCUCGUUUUUAAAGUAUCAAGGUGUGAAACGAAAAGUAAAAAGUAGUAACGUAAGUUAUAGAUACUUACGUUGGCAGUCUUGUAUCUUACCUAUUAUCCCAUAGUAAAAUUGUGUGUGAUAUUAAACAUUAAAGUGUUCAAAAUAUUUAUUAAAAAUAAAAUACAUAUUACAAAAAAAACAAAAAACGCCGCCGUUUGACCCGAUGUGAAUAUACUAUUCCACAUAAUAUUCAAAUGUGUGCGUAUACACAUGUGUAAGUAUAAGAGUGUAUUUAAAGCAUGGGUAUGUUCGAGUUGAACAAUAAAUAACGCAAUAUUGCAACCCUGUUACUUACUUGAUACUCUGUUGCUGAUACUCAGCUGAUAGUCUGCAGCAAUAUUGCGAGCAUAAUUUUCACAGAACGUUAUUCUUUAAAAAGUCAUCGUUAAAAUGGAAAUUUAACGUAUUUAAUAACUGAUGAUAUUAUGGAAAAGCAAAGUGACAAUUUUUUAAAAAAUAGAAACAAAAGAUGAAGGAUUAUGAUACGGAGAAGAGAGCUUUUGUUAAAGGAAAGCUGUAAAAGAAGAAAAGUGACAAAAGUACGCAAUUUUUUUUAAAUUGAAAUCAUAUCCAGAAGAUAUUUUUCUCUCUCAUUUUCGGAUGGCUCGCGCGGUAUUUGUUAAGUUAGAAAACGCUCUUAUCCCUUUUUGGUCCCCAAUGGAUACCAAAUAUUCAUUGAAGCAAUCCCAAUAUAUUUCAUUAUGGAAACUGGGUAACAGCAGAACAACGUAUCGCGAACUAUCUGAUCGCUUUGAUGUGGGCAAAGGAACAUCUCAUAAAUUAUUUUUCAAAACUAUAAAAGCAAUAUGCUGUCUUAAUGGCGAAAUUUCGUGGCCCACGGUUACUGAGCAACAGCAAAUAAUGGAAAGAUUCCAGACAAUAAGAGCGAACUCCUUUCCUUUCGUUAUUGGGUGUAUGGAUGGAAUUCACUUUAAAAUAAAUACACCAAAACAUGAUGCAAUUAGCAACUACGACAGUAAGGGAGUACAUUCUAUGAUUAUGCAGGCUAUAUGCGACAGUAAGCUUCGGUUUUUGGAUGUAUUUAUUGGCUUUCCUGGAAGUUGCCACGAUGGUAACGUUUGGAAAAGCUCCCCAAUUUUUAAAGGAAUCACAUCCGGCGAGGUUCCAAUAGCUGGUGGUGGCAUAAUUUUAGCUGACUCAGCGUAUCCCCUGUCUAAAUAUUUGAUAGUCCCAUUUAGGGACAAUGGGCGCCUUACUACUGAUGAUAGGAAAUUUAAUCACUACCUUAGCUCUACCCGAGUGCUUAUAGAACAAGCAUUUGGUGUUUUACGACAAAAAUUCAAAAUACUUAAUCAUAUUGAUGUAAUUUCUUUAAAGAGAGUCUCUAAAGUGAUGUUAUCUUCUGCUAUUUUGCAUAAUUUUAUAAUAAAUAAUGACGAAGACUCAAAUAUUGUCGAAAGCAAUGGAAUAAUACCAAAUACUAAUGAUGAUCCUGAAACAGAAAAUAUAAAUAAUAUUAACGACAGCAGUGAAGGUAUCUCUCGGAGAAAUGAGUUGAAAAUGUUGUUCACUUCAUAAGAAUUCAAUUUCUUUAUUUCAUUAAUUUUUUGUAUGCAUUUUCAAAACAAUAUAUUUUGAACUCCACUUGAUUUAAAUUAAAAAUCUAAAACUAAAUUCACAGCAUUGUAUUUAAUAAAUGAAUUAAAACUAUAGUUCAGAAAACUGAUUUUCUUUUCAUUAAAUUUGUAGCUAAAUACUUGCAAAUGUUACUUUUGCAAAAAUUUAUCCAGCACUUCUUUUAAUCCUAGCAUUAUUUUAGCCUUUUCUUAUUCAAAUUCCAACUUUUCUCUUUCAAACGUCAUCACUUCUCUAUGCCGGAGUUUUUCUUCUUCCGAUUCCUUUUUUAAAAAUUCCAACGUUUCAUUUCCCCGAUACUGUGCGUCUUUUUUUAGCGAAAUUUUGCUGGUUUCCCCUCACGUCUGAGACACUCUCCACAACAUCAUUGUCCUCUCGGAAAAUUUUGUUUGCUCUUAUGUGUUCUGCAGUCGAGCAGGUUGGAAGAUCUAAUGAGUUUUGUAGGUUUUCAGAUGGAGGAUCAACUCAAUGUCUAUUGCCGUAAACUUCAUCAAAAUCAUUAAAAAAAAUUCCCAGUUGUUGUAUCUCUACCUGUUGAUCUAUUCCGCUUUUUUAUUCUUUUGUAAGUUGCUAGCAUGUUGAGGAAUUCUCUUUGGAGUUGCUCUUUUGUCGCUGUUAAAUCAGGAGCUUCAGUCUUUAUAUUGUCCAACACUUUGCCCCAAAGAACCGAUUUUUUUCUUUUGCCGCAAGAAAACUCUUGCUUCAUGUCCAGUCGACACCUGACCAAUAAUUUGGACUCAGCUGAACUUAAUUUUAUUCUAAAAAUAACAAAAAGAAAUAUUUAAUAUUUAAAUUACAUUGAAUUCUAUAUUAAAUAUCAAAUAUUGCGAAGUUUACUUACAUUUCGUUCUCCAUUUCAAAAUUUCAAAUUUUCGCGGCGAACGUGAUGCUUUCUCAUAAAAAGUAACAAUGCCGCAAUAUUUACUGAACGAACAC